GAAAUUAGAAUCCCAAAAAGACACUUGCUAACUUCUUCUGACGAUUAUCGUCCACAACAAAAAAAGCUUAAAUCUUCAGGAAAUGUUAAAAAUGAAUUGCAAGAAUCUGAAGACACAUCUCCAACAAAUUAAAAAAGAAAGAGAUGAAAAUAGUAUAAACUCGGAAGCCCAGAAUGAGAGUUCUAAAUCGAACUUAUUUGUUAACUCUAAAUCACCAGUACCAGCGACUCACCGCUCAAAAUCGAUUUUGCAAACUCAUGAUUGCACGUCCAAGAAUUUAGCUGUUUCUACACACAAUUCUUUGAAUAGAAAUUCAAACAUAGAAAAGAAGCAAAAUUGUAAUCCUGUUGUUUUACCACAGAAAGGAGAAGAAGCUCAAAUUGCUGUUGACAGUCUCUAUAUGGAACAAGUAAAUCCAAUAAUUACAGACAGUGGAAGAGAUGCGCUAGUAACUCAUUCCGAAAAGCCACGUAAUGAUAUUGAGAUUAAUUCCCAGGAAGUCUUUGAUGUAUUCCAAUCUUCAGAAGAUAAGAGUUUACAUGAAAAAUUAGAUUCGAACCUGGGUGAUUCUCUCAAAAAGAACAAAUUAUUUGUGCACUGUUUCAGGCGGCGUUUUGGUUAUAAAAUAUAG
Leptopilina heterotoma is the source of this 631-nucleotide messenger RNA. RefSeq lists its product as uncharacterized. The record is from RefSeq and is a predicted model, not a curated record. Bases 83 to 631 code for a protein of 182 amino acids. Lineage: Eukaryota; Metazoa; Arthropoda; Insecta; Hymenoptera; Figitidae. The transcript is spliced from 2 exons.